UUUGUGGGCCGUCGCCUCCGUAGAGGAAGAGGAAGGGGAAAUUGAAGAGAUGAGAGACUACUACUUCUCCUCCUCCUCCUCUUCUUCUUCUAUAAAAUUUCCUCAUCCCCUGAUCCCCUCCUUCCCUUCCCCCGAUCCAGCGGCCCCCGCCGGACUCCUCCAGACCUGCCAUGGCGCUCUCUGGUGUCUCCUUUAUGUCAUCGACCCUCCUCUUCUUCCUCGCUUUGCUUUUUCUCUUUCACCCAUCCGUCGGUAAAACUACCUUCAGUUUCGAGCUCCACCACAAAUUCUCCGACCAGGUGCGCGACUGGGUGCGCUCUACCUCCGGCGUCUCCGUCGACAACUGGCCGCAGCCGGGGAGUCCCGAAUACUACAAUACCCUGUUUCAUCAUGAUCGGGUCCUCCGCGGCCGUAAUCUCGCCGCAAGCAGCACACCUCUGGUUACUUUCGUCGACGGAAACUUGACCCUCCAUCUUCAGUUGGGAUUUCUGCACUACGCCAUGGUUGAAAUUGGGACACCUGCAGUGAAGUUUCUAGUGGCGUUGGACACGGGCAGCGACCUCUUCUGGGUGCCAUGUCAGUGCAUCCAGUGUGCUAAUUCCACUUCACCACUCGUUCAGGGUGUUGAGAGUGGUGUUUAUUCUCCUAAUAUAUCAACGACGGGCAAAUAUUUGCCUUGCAGUUCCGAUCUAUGUGAUUCUCGAACUCUAUGCUCGGGAACAAACAGCCAGUGCCCGUACAAGGUUGAUUAUGUCUCUGCAAAUACUUCAUCAUCUGGUGUUCUGGUGGAGGAUGUUCUCCACUUGAUUACUGAAGACAGUCAACCAAAAGCAAUCAAUCCUUCAGUUGUCUUUGGAUGUGGACAGAUCCAGACCGGUGCCUUUCUGCGUGGCCCUGCUCUAAAUGGGUUAUUUGGGCUUGGUUUGGGAAACCAAUCUGUCCCUAGCAUUCUAGCCAAUUCUGGCCUUAUUGCGAAUUCUUUCUCCAUGUGUUUUGGUUCCGAUGGUUUUGGAAGAAUCAAUUUUGGAGACAAGGGUAGCAGUGAUCAAGAAGAAACUUCAUUUGUUGUGGCUCAGUCACACCCCACGUACCAAAUUAACGUUACUGACAUACAAGUGGGAGCAAAUGUCAUUAGCAUACGUCCAGGGCUCCUUCCUAUCUUUGAUACUGGAACCUCCUUCACUUAUUUAGCUGAUCCACUAUACACAGAUAUUGGAGACAGUUUUGAUAAGCAAGUCAAGGAGCCUCGUUCUACUCUUAACUCCACAGCUCCGUUUGAGUAUUGUUAUGACAUCAGUUCAAACCAAAACUCCAUACUUAUCCCAAAAAUCAACAUAACAAUGAGUAGUGGAGCCAAUUUUAAUGUCUUGAAUCCAAUAGUUGUUUUAACCUCACAGGUACAAAAUAUAUAUUGCCUAGCUAUUGUGAAGAGUGAUGGUUUGAACAUUAUUGGGCAGAACUUCAUGACAGGCCAUCGGAUUGUUUUUAACAGAGAGAAGGGCGUCUUAGGUUGGAAGGAGUUUAACUGCUAUAAUACUGAUGGAGCUGCUACACCAUCGGUAAAGUCACCAGCUAUGUCCCCCACAUCUGCUGUUAGCCCCAGUGCUGUCAAUCCAGAAGACACAACAACAGUUGGAAACAGAACCCAAAUUCAUGCAACAUCUUCUGGUCAUGCUGCACACCCAGCGUUUGUAUACGUUUUCUUUACAAUUUUGUCUGUUUUAGCAAGUUUCUUUUAGUUUUCACCCCUCCCAUCAUUGUAUAUGAAACUGUUUUAGCUUACACAAUGAUUAUACGCGGAUAAAUCUGCCCUAUUCGGCAUCCCUCAGUAUUCUAGGAAUUCUUUAGAAUAUAUCCUUCUGUUAGUUAAUUUGAAGCAUUCCCUAAGACGUUUCAGCAUUGGGAGGGAAUUCUUUUGUAUUAUAGAAUUGUUCCAUCUUAAAUGGAAAGCAUAUCUAUGUACUAUUGUUCA
Messenger RNA from Nymphaea colorata (pocket water lily), 1972 nucleotides. Its product is annotated as aspartyl protease family protein 1-like. The transcript has 10 exons. NCBI's taxonomy places the organism in Eukaryota, Viridiplantae, Streptophyta, Magnoliopsida, Nymphaeales, Nymphaeaceae. Gene Ontology annotation, molecular function: aspartic-type endopeptidase activity. Bases 171 to 1739 code for a protein of 522 amino acids. Gene Ontology annotation, biological process: proteolysis. The record is from RefSeq and is a predicted model, not a curated record.